Messenger RNA from Macrosiphum euphorbiae (potato aphid), 1035 nucleotides. Lineage: Eukaryota; Metazoa; Arthropoda; Insecta; Hemiptera; Aphididae. The record is from the annotation of a GenBank genome assembly.
AUGGUUCCUUUUGAAAAUUUAGCUAUUGAUAAAAGUUUAGUGCUUUGGAAAGGAAGAUUAUCGUUCAAACAAUUUAUUAAAACCAAACGUCACCGUUUUGGCAUUAAAAUAUUUGUGUUGUGUGAUGUUGAAACCGACUUUAUACUUGACAUCGUUAUAUAUACUGGGAGUACCACUGAGUAUACAAAAACUGACACUAGUCUUGGAAUUUCUGUUGCUGUUGUGAACACACUUAUCAAACCAUAUUUGAAUAGAGGCCAUAAAUUAUUCAUAGAUAAUUGGUAUUCAUCACCAUCCUUGGCUAACUAUCUUCAUAAGAGAAAAACUAAUGUCACAGGGACAGUUCGAAAAAAUCGAAAAGGUAUGCCGACCCUAUUAGCCAAAUUAAAAGUUGGACAAACUGAAAGCCAACAUACAAAGACUAUAUUAGUAGUAAAAUGGAAAGAUCGUAGGGAUGUAUUUGUGCUCACUACUCAGUUUGAAGACAAAAUGGUACAUAUUGGAAAAAAUGAUCAUCAAGGUAAUGCAAUUUUGAAACCAGUAGCAGUAAUGCAUUAUAAUGAAAGUAUGGGGCCAAUCGACAAAACGGACAUGCUCUUGAGUUCAGUUGAAUGUGUGAGAAGAACAAUCAAGUGGUAUAAAAAAUUAUUUUUUCACUUGAUUGAUCUUUCACUUUUGAACGCAUACUCAGCUUACAAAACGUGUACUGGACUCAAAACUAGCCUUGCAGACUUCCAGUACCAGUUGAUACGUGAAAUAUUCACUAAGUAUGCAACACAAAAGCAAAAUAUAUGUCGCCGUUCAAACACGUUAUGUUUACCAGAGCGUUUACAAGGACGUCACUUCCCUUCAAUAGUACCACCUACAUCAAAAAAAUUAAAACCACAAAGACGAUGUUUAGUAUGCCAGAACAAAUUCAAUAAAAGAAAAGACACAACAUACAUGUGUGUAAAGUGUGAUGUAGGGUUGUGUCCAGUCCCGUGUUUUGAAAUUUACCACACACAGGAAAAAUAUUUUUUACUACCUAAAUUAUAA